Molecule: messenger RNA, 2083 nt
Organism: Corvus hawaiiensis (hawaiian crow)
Lineage: Eukaryota; Metazoa; Chordata; Aves; Passeriformes; Corvidae
Gene: NUDT13
Product: nudix hydrolase 13
Exons: 9
Coding region: 714-1838 (374 amino acids)
Molecular function (GO): metal ion binding; hydrolase activity
Source: RefSeq, a predicted model, not a curated record
GCCCUCCUGCGGGCUGCACAGCCUGCGUGGAGUUCACGGAAGGUCGGGACGGCCUCUCCAGGUGGAGCCUUUGCUGUCGCCAGCUCCGAGCUGUGGGUGGUUCCAACCAGAGCCCGGCACGGUGGUUCCUAGGGAGGAAGGGGUUAAACGCCCGCACACUCGUAGUUCUGGGCAGAAGCUCCUCCCUGUGACAUCCUGCUGCUCAUUCCAGAGCAAAGCGCGGCGCUCCCGGGUGCAGCGCCGGGGAGUUUGGCACGCCGGGCUGUGGAGGAGGGACAGCCACACGGGUGUCACACCACGAAACCCUCUUGACACGGUCUGUGUGGCAGCCGCCGUCCCCACACGUGUCUGCACCAGCGUGCCGAGCUCCCACUGCUCCCAGCAUCCCAACAGGCUUGGCUCCCCUGUGUCCCCGAGGGACCGUCCCAGUCAGCUGAGACGGUGGGAAAGGGGAUCUGGGCCACGGAUGUCCAAAGCCACAAGGCGGAGUUUCCACGUGCAAAUAGGAGCCUCUGCUGAGGCACCUCUCAGGCUCCCAUCACAGACUUUGCUGAAGGAAGAACUCUGAGACUCUUCCUGGCACUGCUUAUGUGUCUGUAACCAAGCGAACGUGACUUCCUCCGUAAAGGGCUUCGAGUUCUGUGGCUGCAAAGUGGAAUGUUCUAAGUGAUCAUCGAGGACUGUGGACCACAGUUAAUUUUUGUCUCGGGUGAAUGUGGCUGUUUCCUGACAUCCUGAAGCCAAGGUCAAGCUGCAGUCUGACAUGGCCUGGGCUGAGAACGUGGCAGGGACACCAGCUGUGGGUGUUGGUUAUGGCUGUGGUUUACCAAGCGCUGCACAGGAGAGUUUCCUCCCUUGUCUGCAGGUUACACUCCACCUAUGUGAGAAAAAUGAGAUACUUAAAUCAGUUAAAGGAAGAUGACAGCCUUUGCAGGCAAGCCCAGGCCUCAGGAGCUUUCUACCUCUUUCACAAUCUCUCCCCCUUCCUGCAGAAAGUUGGGAAGAAAUAUUUGGUACCACAGCUCAGUGCAGCAGAGAUGAAACGGAUUCUGGAGAAGCUCCCAGAGGCUGAACAGUGGCUAGAGAAGUCGGUGCUGAUCGGUUGUUCGGACGAGCACAGACCGCACUUCGCGCUGGAUUUAGGAGCCUUGGAUAAGUCAGCCAUUGAGUCAGAACUCCAGGGAUCGUUCACUGACCUACGAAAGGCUCUCUUUGUAGUGGAUGGGAAGGAUUCUCCUUUGCUGGCUUCGGCCCAGUCCCUUCUCCGGUGGCAUGAUUCCCACCAGUACUGCAGCAAAACUGGGCAGCCCACUCAGAAGAACCCAGCUGGCAGCAAGCGUGUCUGCCACGCCAGUGGAGUCACUUACUACCCACAGAUGUCUCCAGUGGUCAUCACCCUGGUGUCCGACAGGAGCCGGUGCCUCCUCGCCCGACAGCCCUCGUUUCCCCAAGGGAUGUUCACGGCUCUGUCAGGCUUCUGUGACAUGGGUGAGAACGUGGAGGAGACAGUGCGGCGAGAGGUGGCCGAAGAGGUGGGGCUGGAGGUGGAGUCGCUCCGCUACUCGGCUUCCCAGCACUGGCCCUUCCCCAGCAGCUGCUUAAUGAUCGCCUGCCACGCCCUGGUGGGAGCGCAGCGGACUGAGAUCAGUAUGGACACCCUGGAACUGGAGGAAGCCCGUUGGUUUGGCCUGGAAGAAAUUGUGGAGGGUCUCAAGAGAGAGCCCAGAUCUUCAAAGCAAGAUGAUGGUAGUUUUUUACCCUGGUUCCCUCCCAAACAGGCCAUUGCUCACCAGCUGAUCCGUGAGUGGGUUCAGCAGCAGAGUGCCCAGACAGCUUAAGGCAGGGCUUCGAGUCUGUGAUUCCACCAGAACUGUGAAAGCUCAACAGAAAAGCUUCCAGAGUCCCUGGAGGCAAGGGCUGUGUUACAGUGAGGACAGCACCACGCUGCUGGCACUCCUGCACUCAGGCACACCAACCUGCAAAGCCGUCUCUGAACUGAUCUGACAGUCCCAAGUACAGUGGAUCACCUCUGAGAUCCCAUGACUUGCAGUAAAUGUACAAUAAAAUUCUUAGAUCCAAAGCA